Messenger RNA from Pelodiscus sinensis (Chinese soft-shelled turtle), 2458 nucleotides. RefSeq names its product Zic family zinc finger 1 (gene ZIC1). Gene Ontology annotation, biological process: regulation of transcription by RNA polymerase II. Gene Ontology annotation, molecular function: RNA polymerase II cis-regulatory region sequence-specific DNA binding; DNA-binding transcription factor activity, RNA polymerase II-specific. Lineage: Eukaryota; Metazoa; Chordata; Testudines; Trionychidae. Gene Ontology annotation, cellular component: nucleus. The record is from RefSeq and is a predicted model, not a curated record.
UUCAUUUAUCUGCAGGAAUGAUUGCCGCUAUCAGUCUCGCGUUCACCGCCCGGCUGAGGAGGUGAAAGUUUCUCCCCAGGAAGAUAAACCGCAAAAGACAAUAUUGUGCAUGAUUUGCGCCUUUUUUUUGCAAAGCGAAAAAAAAAGGGCAAAAAAAAAAAAAAGAGCGAGAGAGAGAGAAAGGGAGAGGGAGAAGGACAGAGUGUGGGCAGCUCGAAGAGAAGAGAGAAAUCUCUCGGCCACUUUGCAACAUUCCUAUACCUAAAAAAUAACUGAAGGGAGCUGAUUUUUUUGUGUUUUUGUGUUUUUUGUUCUGUUUUUUGCCUUGUGUGUUGAUCUCUCUCCAUUCCUGAUACUUGCAGCCAGUUUCUUUUUUUCUUUUUUCUUUUUUUACCCCCUGGCCUCCCUCCCCACUUCAAACCUCCCCGAAAAGUCUCAUCAGAGAGACAGUGGGGUGUCUUGUGCCUGCCUGUGUUAGCCUAGUUUUCUUGAUUCUCUGCAGCUCAGAAGUCUCCCCACUUUUUGUUUCCUUUUCGGGGCGCCGAUGCCGACGGGGGCGUUUUUGACGUGGUUGCUUUGGUGGUGAUUGUCGCUGACUUUCCAGAGAGGAGGGUGGUUUUGCUGCUGCUGCUUCUGCUGCUUCUCCUCCGUGUUUGCUUGUUUGUUUCCCCCCCCUCCCCCGGGUUGCUGCACGGAGAGUGGGAAGAUGCUUCUGGAUGCUGGACCGCAGUAUCCCGCGAUAGGAGUCACUACCUUCGGAUCCUCUCGCCAUCACUCCACGGGCGAUGUCACGGACAGAGAAGUGGGGCUGGGGAUCAACCCCUUCGCCGACGGCAUGGGCGCCUUUAAAAUUAACCCCAGCACGCACGAGCUGGCCUCGGCCGGCCAGACCGCCUUCACCUCGCAGGCCCCCGGCUACGCGGCGGCGGCUCUGGGGCACCACCACCACCCGACCCAUGUCAGCUCCUACUCCAGCGCAGCCUUCAACUCCACCCGGGACUUUCUCUUCCGCAACCGGGGCUUUGGCGAGGCGGCGGCAGCCAGCGCCCAGCACAGCCUGUUCGCCUCGGCCGCGGGCAGCUUCGCCGGCCCCCACGGACACACUGAUGCCGCAGGACACAUACUUUUCCCGGGGCUUCACGAGCAAGCAGCCAGCCACGCUUCUCCCAACGUGGUGAACGGGCAGAUGCGUCUGGGCUUUUCCGGAGACAUGUACGGGAGACCAGAUCAGUACGGCCAGGUCACUAGCCCCCGCUCCGAGCACUAUGCCUCCACUCAGCUCCACGGCUACGGCCAUAUGAACAUGAACAUGGCAGCCCACCAUGGAGCAGGGGCCUUCUUUCGCUACAUGAGACAGCCCAUCAAGCAGGAACUCAUCUGUAAGUGGAUUGAGCCCGAGCAAUUGUCAAACCCCAAAAAGUCCUGCAACAAAACUUUCAGCACAAUGCACGAGCUGGUGACUCAUGUCACCGUGGAGCACGUUGGAGGACCCGAGCAGUCCAAUCACAUAUGUUUCUGGGAAGAGUGUCCAAGAGAGGGGAAACCUUUCAAGGCCAAAUAUAAACUUGUAAAUCACAUCAGAGUCCACACAGGUGAAAAACCCUUCCCCUGCCCUUUUCCUGGCUGUGGGAAAGUGUUUGCCAGAUCAGAAAACCUCAAAAUACACAAAAGAACUCACACAGGUGAAAAACCCUUUAAGUGUGAAUUCGAGGGCUGUGACAGGCGCUUUGCAAAUAGCAGCGACCGCAAAAAGCAUAUGCAUGUGCACACUUCUGACAAACCCUAUCUCUGCAAAAUGUGCGAUAAGUCCUACACUCACCCAAGUUCCCUCAGAAAACACAUGAAGGUCCAUGAGUCAUCCUCCCAGGGGUCCCAGCCUUCUCCCGCCGCCAGCUCAGGCUAUGAAUCCUCAACGCCCCCAACAAUCGUGUCUCCAUCUACAGAAAACCAGACCACAAGCUCCUUAUCCCCCUCCUCUUCAGCAGUCCAUCACACGUCCAGCCACAGCACGCUUACAUCAAAUUUUAACGAAUGGUACGUUUAAAACAAAACAACCAACCAACAAACAAAAACCCUAUUUAAAAAAGACUCCAAAAUUAAUGAACACUUCGAACGCAAAAUAAGUACAUACAUAAAUAAAAAAAAGCUGCCAGUAGACCCAGGACCGAAUAAAAUGAAGAAUCAUUUUCUGUUUUGUUUUGUUUUUGUUCCAAGGCUUGGUAGGCAAAGGGGUUAGUAGAAUGCAUGAGAGGACAAGGUUACUAGGCCAAAUGCCAAACGUGUAGGGCUGUGCUGGAACCACUGAUUAGAGGUCUCAAACUGCAUGUCUCCUUGGGCAGCGGCUUUUUAAAAUGUAAAUAGAGAAUUAUUAGCUUAAAAUGUAACUGUUUGAUUUUGUAAAUAGUCAUAUCGCAAGUUGAAUAAGGGGAUAUGUGGAACUGUGGUCUUUGAAAAUAGG